AUGUCGUCUACGUCUAAGAAAAGAGCAGCACCUUCCGUGACCUCGUCCUCCUCCUCCCAGUCCAGCAGAUCCACCGCCUCAUCCAACUACUCCCUCUCCCGCCUCCCCCCAACCGACCCGGAACGUCGUCUCAAUGCAGCAGACGUCCGUCGCCAGGUAUCCAACGCCCCGACUGUCUCCAGAGCCAAGCGCGACGCGAAGAAGAUCUGGAACCGCUCCGGGCCCGUCAAACAAAACUUCCCAUCGCCUCACAAAUUCCACAACCAAGAGCGCUUGGUUCUGAGUUCUCCGCCGCCGUGGCUGGAACAAGUCAUUGCUCCAAAGGGACGGGAUCACAGGCAAGGCGAUCCUAAAGGAAGGGCGAGGGGCGUCUUUAAUAAGAGUGACAAGUCGACGGUGGAUGUUGCUUAUCAUGAAAAGGACCUGUCGGCCGGGGAUACUGGGUUUGUGAAGGCGGACUAUAGGAGCAAGGUCCCGAGUGUCCACGGGAAGUCGAAGAAAAAUAAGAAGCAGAAGACUUCUUGA
Messenger RNA from Saxophila tyrrhenica, 525 nucleotides. RefSeq lists its product as uncharacterized. The transcript is spliced from 2 exons. Gene Ontology annotation, molecular function: RNA binding; RNA nuclease activity. NCBI's taxonomy places the organism in Eukaryota, Fungi, Ascomycota, Dothideomycetes, Mycosphaerellales, Extremaceae. Bases 1 to 525 code for a protein of 174 amino acids. The record is from RefSeq and is a predicted model, not a curated record.